Ostrea edulis (European flat oyster) is the source of this 3665-nucleotide messenger RNA. RefSeq lists its product as uncharacterized. The transcript is spliced from 3 exons. The coding region runs from base 98 to 2371 and encodes 757 amino acids. NCBI's taxonomy places the organism in Eukaryota, Metazoa, Mollusca, Bivalvia, Ostreida, Ostreidae. The record is from RefSeq and is a predicted model, not a curated record.
AAUAGAUUUAAAUAUCUGUCCCUGGUGUUUGUGUACACCUGGAGUACAGGUAAAUGAAAUUUUAAGUAUAUGACCGGGAACACCUCCCGCAGACAGAAUGGCCGAUCGAGAUGCAGAUCCAAAAUUUUCCGAUGUCUGUGGCGAGAACGUCGAGCUAUCUGCCAACAGGAAGCGAGCUAAAUGGUGCCAUGUAUAUUCUGCAGGAAGAAUCUUCGCUUCCCGCCAGCUGGUGGGAGACGAAUCUUUGGAUGUUUUAUUGGACGGAAGCGGUCACAUGGGUAUGGGGAUAAUCAAAUGUGAUCCAAGUCUACUGAGAGAUAUACGAGAUGGUGUAACUGGAUCCUGCAUGCCAAAACAUGUGACCGACAUUCGGGUACACAAACGGGAAUGUUCCGUGGGCGUUCAGCAGCGGAAAGAGGAUAAAGCAACAAAAUUAUUCAUCACGUAUUCGGGUCAAAAGGUCGUCGUUAAAAUAAAGCACGAGGAGGCUUACUGGCUUACAUUUGAACUGAAGUUUGGCUCCAUUGUCGUAAAAUUCAACAAUCCUGGUAUUUCAUUUCACCAGAAUGCCGGCAGAAACGUAACUUUCCUUGACAAAGAGCGAAGAUCAGCCAAGCUAGAGGUAGAAUAUCCAGCGGUCACGUGUUGUCUUUGGCGGAAGCUGCACAUGAACGAGUACGUGACCUUCAGUGUUCUUCCACUCAAGGACAAAGAAAAGGAUUUGUCAACAUAUCACGUGGUACUUGGUGUCAGCCAAUUAGCGCCAGCACAGCUCCGAGGACGGGACCCGGAAAGUUUCAAGGCGGAUUCCCGCGCACCUCUACCGUAUCGUUGGAGAGUAAUCAAUCGAUUUGACAAAGACGUGUGUUAUGGAGAACUCCGUGUCGGGGUGAGCCCAAAGGGCCGGGUUCGUGCAUUCCAUUCAGGUGGAUUUGAAACAGAAAUGGAUUUGGAUACGGAAAUGAGAUCUUCGCAAUAUCUAUUUGUUCUUAGUUUGUUUCGAACAGAGGUUAGAAUAAAAGACUUGGUGGUGGAGGAGACGCAUUAUGACUACGCAGUACAGUCCUUUCGGAAGGCCUCUAAGAGGUACAACACUGAUGCACUUUAUGUAGACGUGAUUGAUGAUGAUGCCCCUGUUAACGGUGAUCAACAGAACAAACAAGAUUUAAGGCGAAUGAAGAGCAGAAGUUUUCCAAUGGCGCUUCCAACGCAAAUGGAGAGGGAUGAUAGAAGUUCUUUGGCUCUUAAUCAACCAGCCGAAAAUUACUAUGAUGACAUCGCAUUAGGCAGUCCUCUGCACUCAAAGAGCAUCGACUUCCCAAACGUUACACCGCAUAUUAACGCAGUGUAUUGUGACGUCAUAGGAGAUGGCGUUGCAGAGAGUAGCGAAUUUAAUAGAGACACGACGUCAGAAAAAGCUGACUGUCAUUACGACGAAGUAGAUUUUGAGAAAAAUGCAAAUUCAAAGCAAACGAAAAAGAAUAACAAAUCACCUCACAUGAUUAAAAAACCUGUCUCAAAGCUUCUGGGUAAAGUGCAAGGAAUUAAGAAUGUAUUUGUGAAGAGAGCAGAACAUCCGUAUGAUGAGAUCGGUGAUGACGAAAUCAAAAAUCGUAAAACUAAGAACAACUUUGGAAAUACGCUCAUAUCAGUUCUCUCCAAGGACGAGGACGUCGUUGAAAACACGUAUUGGGAAGUGAAAGAGAUACCAAGAAGCGAGAAAGAAAACCAAGCGGAAGUAACAUCAUCCUCUGAAAAAAAUGUUAUUGGAUCUAUAAAAUCAACCUCAAAUUCCAGUGAAAGUGCCGUACCGUUCAUAAAAGUAUCAGAUAUGGAGCAAAUAACCGCCUCAGGAAUUACUAGAAUACGCGAGCAACUGGGGACACACCAAAAACAGGGAACUCAACAAUGCACUGGUAAAAGUGAAAGUGAAACCAAACUUAAAAGUGAUGAUUCAUCCAUGAAAGAAGAGCAUUCGGGAAACAAAGUAAAUGUUAAGCUAUUGAUUCAAAAAUUUGCGGGAAACGAAAAUGAGGCUGGGAAAAUCCACAGCUGUGCAAUACGUGAGAAAAAGACGAGAGCCCCAUUACUUCACAUCAGUCCAUCAGCACCACUUCUCGUCAUGAGAUCAAAAUCUGACGAGAGUCUCGGACUUUCUCGCUCUAUCUCGGAUAAUCCUGCUGUACUUCAAAACCAAAAUGACGCCCAGUUAGCAAAAAAACCAAACAGUGAGAGUACUUCAGAUAUACCGCAUGCCAAGGAGGAAUCGGGAGUGCUGAACGAAACUUUUGACUCAAUAAAUCUGUUGUUGAAUAUAGGGAAGGAAAAAAAACCAGGGAAGAAAAAUAAAACAAAGGAAAAGAAAAAGUGAUCGAGCUCGAAGUUCAAUUAAUUGAUUAUACUUUGAUGCCAGUGCCAUAUGAAUGCAAUAUUACAAGUAACUUCUUUACUCCAUUCUGUCCAUGGAUCUAGUUCCUGAAUGAGAUGAUAUGAUGACAUUAUAUUUACGAUUCGAUUGUUUGUUAAUUCUCAUCACAAUUCUAUGGAGCGCCAAAUUAACAUAAACUCAAAUAAUUGAAGAUAUCUUCAAUUAUUUGAAGAUAUCAUCAAUUCAAUUAUUGCUCUCUUUAAUUGAAUUAAUGCGCGCAUUAAAUCCAUUAUUGCUCUCAUCAAAUGAAUUAACGCGCGCUUCAAUUCAAUUAUUGCUCUCAUCAAUUGAAUUAAUGCGCGCAUCAAUUGAAUUAAUGAGAGCAAUAAUUGAUUUAAUGCGCGCAUUAAUUCAAUUAUUGCUCUCUUCAAUUCAAUUGAUGCGCGCAUUAAUUCAAUUAAUGAGAGCAAUAAUAGAUUUGAUGCGCGCAUUAAUUCAAUUAUUGCUCUCUUCAAUUCAUUUGAUGAGAGCAUCAAUUUAGUAGAAAUAUUGCUCGCAAUAAUUAAUUUAGAGCUCGGUUUAGAUAAUUUGAUGAUCUCUUUAAUUCCGUUGAAGAUAUCUUCAAAUCAUUUACAAUGCUUUUGUAUAAGGAAUUAAUGCGCGCAUCAAUUCUUUUAAAAAGAGCAACAAUUCAAUUAAAGAUAUCAUUAAUUCAAUUGUGGAUAUGUUGAAUUGAAGAUAUCUUUAAUUAUAUAGUUGCUCUCUCUUAAAGAAUUAUUGCUCUCUUCAAAUGAAUUAAAGAUAUCAUUAAUUCAAUUGAAGAGAGCAAUAAUUUAAUUAAUGCGCGCAUUAAAUCAAUUAUUGCUCUCAUCAAAUGAAUGAAUGCGUGCAUCAAUUCAAUUAUUGCUCUCAUCAAUUGAUUUAAUGCGCGCAUUAUAUCAAUUAUUGCUCUCUUCAAUUGAAUUGUAGUGCGCAUCAAUUCAAUUGUUGAUAUCAUUAAUUCAUUUGAAGAGAUCAUCAAUUGAAUUUAAGCGCUCAUCAAUUCAGUUGAAGAAUUAAUGCUGUCAUCAAUUCAAUUAAUGCGCGCAAUAACUCAGAAUUGAAGAUAUAAUUAAUUAUUUGAAGAGAUCUUUAAUUCAAAUUGUUGCGCGAUUCAAAUGAAUUGAUGAUAUCUUCAAAUAAUUGAAGAUAUCUUCAAUUAUUUGAGUUUAUGUUAAUUUGGCGCGCCAUACAAUUCUCAUCACUAUUAUCUUUUCCUACUGUUGGUGUUUUAUCAAUAAAUAGGUCUACUCUACAA